Molecule: messenger RNA, 955 nt
Organism: Acanthaster planci (crown-of-thorns starfish)
Lineage: Eukaryota; Metazoa; Echinodermata; Asteroidea; Valvatida; Acanthasteridae
Product: extensin-like
Source: RefSeq, a predicted model, not a curated record
CCCAGNAAUGUGCCCCCUCCACCGCACAAUGUGUCUGUGCCUCCACCCAAUAUGAACAAGCCCCCGCCGCUAAUGUCCAAGCCUCCCCCCUUGAUGGGCCAGCCUCCGCCAGUUCAAAUACCCACCAACCAGCCUCCUCCUUCGCAGCCCUUCCCGAAGUUUCCCCCGCCCCCAGCUGGCAAUCAGAGCUACAACCAGCCGCCACCCAAUUUUGACAUGAUGCGCAUGCCCGGUCCAUCGGGUAUGGCCCCUGGCCCCUCGGGUAUGCCCCCGGGCUCCUCAGGUAUGCCCCCUGGCCCACAAUCCGAGAGUGUGUUUUCAUCUAGCAUCCCUGGGGGUCUAGCCACAGUGCGUAUCACCGGCCGGGAUAGCAGUUGGAGUGGACAGAGGAGAGGUUCUCACAGUGGCGGUGGUACUAGGUAAUCACUAAGGUGAAAGUCACCAUGGUUAGAAAAAUGAAACAGAUUUCAGAGGCUCAAUGAAACAAGACAGUAUCUUGUGACAAUUUCUUGUAAUGGCGAAGUCACUGUACUUGUAUGUUCAAGAGAGUAAUCUUUUGAGGGAAUUUUUCUUUUUUCCGGAGUUGUUUUGUUUUGGUUAUGUUUACCUAGCUCAAAAAUUACACAGUAAAAAAGACGGCAGUCACAAACUAGGGUUUGCCCGAAGUGGGGUUAUAUUUUCAUUUAAAGAUUGUAGUUAUUGUGUUAACCACUUACCGCUGGUGGCAGUUAUCAAUGUUGAUGAUGCUGGGGCGGGAUAUUUAUCAUUUUUUUCUGUUUGCAAAUUUCUUUAAAAAUUUCUAUCUUCAUUUACUGGACACUUACAUCCACACAAAGGACUGUCUGGUGGCCACUCUAGCCCGAGAGACAAAAUCAAUCGACGCCUGAGUAUUUUAGCCAGGCCUGCAGCCUUGUAAAAAGAGCUCAGAUUGUGCGGUGUUAUGUAACUUUCUUUU